CUGUCCAACACGUGAUCCCAAGUUUUAAGCCUCCAACUUUAGCUCAACGACGUACGUAACUCCAAAACAAAACGGCAAGAGUCUCAAAACGACAUACUGUUUUAGCUCUCGUUUCUCUUCCUCCCGUUCGUUCUUUUUCUCUAUUUGGUCGUAUAAAAUCUUCUUUUUAUUCGAAAAAAAUCCGAAAGGAAUCAAUGGAGGGGCUGAUAAAAUACCCUCAAAUAGAACCAGAAGACAACCAGUUUCAAUUCUUCUCUUCCCAGGAUCUGGAAAAAGUGGAGGAAAGUAGAGAAAAAUGUACUCUUGUAAAUACCGAUGUUAUGCAAGAUGGAAAGCAGCUUAAAAGAUCUGAAAGUCAAGUGCAUCCUAGAGUUAGUGGAUGCAAUAGUAUGGAAAUUCUUUCCAGCGAUGGAAAUCAGAAAAAAGGAGAAGCUUUUUACUAUGAUACCCCAUUUUCUGAAGAAACUGGAAUUUGGGUACCUGUGUCUGUCCCUCCUGUGUCUGAAAAUAAACAUGAAGAAUGGGAUAGAGGCCUAUGUCUGAAUGGAGGAUACUUUCCUGAUGAUGGUGUGCGAUCAAAUCAGUUUAUUGAAGAAAGUAAGGAUCUGACCAUGUGGGAUGUGCUCAGUGAGAUGUUAAUAGCCGCUCGAGGCAAAGUGAGUUCUAUAGCUUCAGGUGAUGUUCAAAGAUAUGGGAUCACUUGGUUUUCCAGCCAUCUUCUUGAACAAACUUGGAAAGAGAUGGCUCAAACGCUUGCAGAAGCUAAUUUUGGUAACAUCAAUGAAAUUCUUGAAGCAGAGCCACCAAAGUGGUUGGCUGACAGUGCUGCUUCUAAUUGCAUGUUAUGUAAUGUGCGGUUCCAUCCUAUAAUGCGCUCCCGUCAUCAUUGCCGAUUCUGUGGUGGGAUAUUCUGCAAUGAAUGUUCUAAAGGGCGGAGCUUGUUACCAAUGAAAUUCCACAUGGGGAACCCACAACGAGUAUGUGAUGUUUGUUGCGUGAGGCUUGAGCCCGUCCAACCAUACUUGAUGGACCACAUUAGUCGUGCUGCUCAGUUGCCUACCCAUGAUCUGACAGACCUCAGUACGUUAAGAUCAUGGCUGAAUUUCCCUUGGGGCCAAUCCAUGGAAUAUGAGAUUUAUAAGGCUGCAAAUACCAUUAGCAAUUAUAGUAAGGUUGGAUCCUUGAAACCUGAAAAGUCCAUACCUGAUGCUAUUUUAAGACAAGCAAAAGGGCUUGCAAUUCUUACUGUUGCAAAGGUCGGGGUUAUGGUGACUUACAAUAUUGGAACAGGGCUUGUUGUUGCUCGUAGAGAUGAUGGAUCAUGGUCUCCACCAUCUGCAAUAGCUUCCUGUGGUGUUGGCUGGGGAGUUCAGGCUGGUGGUGAAUUUACGGAUUUCAUUAUUGUAUUGAGAAAAGAAAGUGCUGUUGCAACAUUUAGUGGAAACAUGCAUUUAUCGGUUGGAGCAGGGUUGAGUGCAGCUGCUGGCAUUGUUGGGCGAGCUGCUGAAGCUGACAUACGUGGGGGCUCUGGAGGUUAUGCUGCUUGUUAUACAUACAGCUGUAGUAAAGGUGCAUUUUUGGGGUGCUCACUUGAAGGAAGUGUAGUGACAACCAGAAACCAAGAAAAUUCUAGAUUUUAUGGUAAUCCAUCUAUCACUGCUUCAGAUAUUCUUCUCGGUUCACUGCCUAUGCCUCCUGCUGCUUCCACUCUUUAUCAAGCUCUCUCAAAUCUAUUUGCAAAGCUCGAGAGAUGAUUGGUUCUGCAGUCCAUUUAAAAGUAUUGUGGUUUCGUUCUGUUAAUUUACUGGAAGGUGAAAAGGUGCCUCGUAUCAACAUGUAAAUUCCUCUCCUCCUCUCCUCUAUGAUCAACUUCAACAUUCAUUCUUUUGUCUCGGGCCAAUUUGUUAAGAGUUGUAUAGUUCCGGGAAUUGGGGAAAACUUUCAUUUGGAUACAAGUUAGAUGAGAUUGUCGGAAGUGAUGGAUUUGAGUUAAAAUUUAUUUGCAUUUAGCCGUCUCGUGCCACUGAGGUGUGUACAUUAGAAAGAGAUGGUGUGUUUAACGUUUGAUACUUGGUUCAUGAUAAUCUUGUUUGGAAA
Molecule: messenger RNA, 2097 nt
Organism: Gossypium arboreum
Lineage: Eukaryota; Viridiplantae; Streptophyta; Magnoliopsida; Malvales; Malvaceae
Exons: 5
Coding region: 195-1754 (519 amino acids)
Molecular function (GO): metal ion binding; phosphatidylinositol binding
Source: RefSeq, a predicted model, not a curated record